CGAAGUAAGAUUGCUUUUCAUGCCUAUGAUCUUAUUUCUCCUCUCUUUCCGCUGGCAAUCGUGCUGAUUUCCCGGCAAGAAUUACCAACAGAAUAACAAAUGACACGCGCACACUCAUCAUUGUAAAGAGACACAUACGCACGCAUUUUAUCAAUUAUCUCAGAUCCAUGUGUAAUAAUAAUAUUAAUCACAGUUUCAUAACUAGAUCCUUGUCAUGCAAUGUUGCAUUCUUUCCACUUUUAAAUAUAAGAAGAAAAACUUAAAUCUUGUCUCGCUAUCCCUCUCUCUCUCUGCAACCAAUGACGUUCUUUAGCAGUAUUUCCGUGCUAAUUAAAUCGUAUUCCUUUUUAGUGUUGAUAGACGGGGAAGAGAAAGUUUUAGUUGGUGCUAACGACGAAAUAAGGGGAAAAUGAAUCUAGGGAAAUGAUGGGGGAGAUAUAUAAAACAUUGUUGAAAAGCAAUAACGCGAUCAGUCAGAUCAAAUGAAAGUAGUAAGGCUCCUCCCGUAUUGAAGGUUGUGAAAAUCCUUCCUACAAUGUAAUACUGUGUGGAAUAUCAUUUUAGGUCGUUUGACCUUAGCUUUACACCAGCAAUAAUGACUUCAAGCUUUUUACUUUAAAUGUCUUGGAAGUUUUAAAGCGAAAUCGUGUUGAAUUCCUUUUUGCUCUUUCCCCAAAGCUUUUUAUAUAAAUAUAAUAAACUGUUAACAUUUUCUCUGUGAAAUUCUGCCAGUUUUGCCUUGUUUGAUCAAGAGUAUUGUUGUGAAAGGACUUAAUAUCCGCUGAAAUCGUUGAAAUCCAGGAUCCACUAACGUGUUGGAAAGAAAGACUGAUAAAAAAAGAAAAGAAGGCGGAAAUAUUAAGAACCAUCGUGUGUUUCUAAAGUAGAAUAUUGUAACGAAACUAAAACAAUGUGCCUAAAUGUUAGCUGAAUAUAUAUAAAACUAGCUAAGGAACGUUGUCUUGCAUGAGAUGCGGGAGGGCUCUACUAUGUUUGUGUUUCAAGAACAAGCUGUGUUAUGGGUGGGGCCACUUUUUAGUUGAUAUUUUGUGAUAUUUUCUUUUAUAAGACGACACAAUUAAGAUAAACCAGAAAGAGAAAUAGAGGGAGAAGUGUAGAUACUAUUUAAGAAUAACAAACAGACAAAGCAAACUUGUGGGAAGUGAAACGCAUCGUCAUGCCCCGGUUAUACAAAAGAAAAACUUUGAAAACUUUUUCUGAAGAUGAUCUGAGGGAUGCUAUAAAUUGUUAUAAAAACGGAGGUAAAGGUGUGACUUUUCGAUCAGUUGCUCGGAAGUUUGGUGUACCAAGAUCCACGUUAGAAAGAUGGGUUAACAAACGCGAAAGUGCUCAUUUUCGAUCGGGCCGUGAUACAGUCCUGUCAACAGAAAUCGAAGAAUAUUUAAUAGAGGCACUCUUAUAUCUGAGUGACCUCGGCUGGACGUUGGAUAAUGAACAACUGAAACUUAUCGUGAAAAGUUAUCUCGAUUCCAUGGAUCUGCAAACGGUUUUCAAAAAUAAUAUACCUGGAGACGACUGGCUUCACCAUUUCAUGAAUCGCUGGAAAGACAGAUUAACUUUGAGGAAUCCAGAUUAUGUAAAUAAUGCAAAAGUUAGAGAACUCACCGAUGCAGUUAUCGAUGGCUUUUUUCAAAUGUUGACUCAGUUGGUUAAUCAACUGGGAAUAACAGAUUUACCAGAACGAUUUUACAAUUUAAAUGAAACGGGACUUAAUCUCGACCCCAAAAAGAAAAAAGCUUUUCAUCACCGUGGCAUUAAGAACGGUCAGUAUGUGAUGCCAUCGGUGGGUAAGACACUUUACACAGUUUUAUUUUGUGGCAAUGCUGAGGGAGAGUAUCUGCCUCCCUACGUUAUUUACAAAGGUAAAUACCUGUACGAUACGUGGAUGAUGGGUGGCCCUGCUGGGACAACAUACAACAUUACAGAAACUGGUUGGAUGGAUGAUUAUGUUUUUGAAAACUGGGUGACACAGACAUUUUUGCCUUUUGUAAAAAAUAGGGAGAAACCAAUAAUUGUGUUCUUUGAUGGCAAUGGCUCACAUAUUACCUAUCAAACAGCUUCAAAAGCCAGGAAUGCUGGGGUACAUCUUGUUUGCUUACCUCCACAUUCCUCAGGUGCUCUGCAACCUCUUGAGAUUUCUGUGUAUGGACCUGCCAAAAAAGUGUGGCAUAGGAUUCUGCAGACAUACUAUAAGGAGUCUAGUCUGAAAUCGGUCCAAAAGCUUGUUUUUCCUUCUCUUUUGAAACGCUUCUUUGACGAAGCAUUCCUCGCUCGUAAAGAUAAUCUCAUCCAUGGAUUUCGUAAGUCUGGUUUUUGUCCUUUGGAUGCACAUAAGGGUAAGCUACUUUCUUCUAAAAACUUAGAUAGAUCGGAGAGAGAUGCUGGUCCGUCUGGUCUCCAAUCAAAAGAAGAUACUGAAGCAGUAACAGGGGCUGCAUCAAAUUCUAAAACAAAAGCCAAAAAGUCUUCUCGGUCUUCUGUUUCCUCGGAAGAGAAAGCAAAGACUGUGAAGAAACCUUCAAAACGUCAGAAAAGAAGCUUACAAAGUGAUGACAAGCCACCACCAAACAAAGAACAAAAGAAAAAUGUACAAGAAAAUAAUGAAUCUGCACUAAUUAAAGAAGCAAUUCUCAAAUUACAGCCUAAAAUGAAGCGGAAGAAUAAAAAUAAAUCUAAAAAGAAGUCACCAACAGCAAAUAAAACUAAUAAUAACAACAAGGAAGAAGAAAAAAUUGAUGAUAGUAUUUGUUAUAUCUGCCUGGAAGAAGACCCUGAAACUGACCAGGAAGAUAUCAAUUGGGUUGGUUGUGACAAUUGCCCCAGAUGGUUCCACGUGUCUUGUGUGGAUGGCAGCGACAACCCCUGCAAACUUUGUUCCUGAAACUUCCCACGUGUAAAACUGAAAUCAAAAAAUGUUGACUUGUUCAAAAAAAAAAA
Octopus sinensis (East Asian common octopus) is the source of this 2958-nucleotide messenger RNA. RefSeq lists its product as uncharacterized. Gene Ontology annotation, molecular function: DNA binding. The record is from RefSeq and is a predicted model, not a curated record. NCBI's taxonomy places the organism in Eukaryota, Metazoa, Mollusca, Cephalopoda, Octopoda, Octopodidae. Gene Ontology annotation, cellular component: nucleus. Bases 1178 to 2902 code for a protein of 574 amino acids. The transcript has a single exon.